Messenger RNA from Copidosoma floridanum, 1537 nucleotides. RefSeq names its product dnaJ homolog subfamily B member 6-B-like. Gene Ontology annotation, molecular function: Hsp70 protein binding. The record is from RefSeq and is a predicted model, not a curated record. NCBI's taxonomy places the organism in Eukaryota, Metazoa, Arthropoda, Insecta, Hymenoptera, Encyrtidae.
GCAUGCGCAACGCAGUCGUAUCUAUACGACGUAUAGUGACGUAUAGCUGAAGGUUGGUGAAAACUCGUGCAGCCAACUUCGCAGUCUUCGCACCCAGUCGAGGAGCUACAGCCGAGCUAGCAGGUGAUAAUUUUUUUUGUGUAGUCAUUUGGGGACCGAUAGAGUUCACGUGAGAGUGUGUGCGUUUGAGAGUUGAGGGGCUUGCUCUCGUUGGUUGCGAGGAGCCUGUCUUUAUGUUUUAUUUAUAAAAUAUACAGUACCAAUUCAGUGCGUAACGUGUGCUCGUUUAUAUACCAUUCGCAACGACUUUAUCAUCGUCAUCAGCCUUUUCGUUGGAAUCAAAGUAUAAAAAACGGUAUACAACCCAAGGAGGAGGAAGUGUGGGAAAUCUUCCGUGUGUUGACGAGUGGUCGAGGAGCGGAGAAGAAAAGCACCCAAGCCGUAAGUAUAGUUGACGGCGCCCGUCGUACAGAGCUUGAGCGCACCAGUAGCCGCACAACAGUGCACACGAGGCAACCAUGGUGGACUACUACAACGUACUCGAGGUCACGCGGACCGCCACCAAUGGAGAAAUUAAAAAGGCGUACAGAAAAUUGGCGCUUAAAUGGCACCCCGACAAAAAUCCGGACAAUCUCGAGGAGUCGAACCAGCGAUUCAAGGAGAUCUCCGAAGCCUACGAAGUCCUCAUCGACGAUGCAAAGAGGCGGAGGUACGACCAGCGAAAUCAAAGAGCUACGUCGAGGCCGGCGCGUGCCGCAGGAUACACCUACCGGGAUCUCUUUGACUCGCCUUUCCACAGAUUUUUUGAAAAAAAAAAAAAAAUUAAUAACAACUAUAAAGAGAGACAAAACCACCUUCGAUUUUAUGCGCUAUUAAUAACCGGCUGCGCAACGAGCCGCGAGCAUCUGCACGGGCACUCGCGAGGGCACAGGAAUCGAAACGCCGGCAACAGCAUAAGCACCUCGUUCUUCUCGCCCUUUGGACACUUUGAUUCGGCGUUCGGCGAUAUCUUCGGUGGUGGCUUUGGCAUGAACAACUGCACUACCUUCAGCACCUGCGCAAGCUUCGGAGGACCCAGCAACAAUGGGCCCCGGGAAAUGAAGCGAACGAGUACGUCCACGAGGUUCAUCAACGGCAAAAAGAUCACCACCAAAAAAGUCUACGAGAAUGGAAAAGAGACUAUUAUGUCCUACGAGAACGACGUCCUCAAGUCCAAGACGGAGAAUGGAGUGCCUAUAGCGUACAAAUAAAUUUUUUUUAAAAAUUUUUGUUAUUAAUUCGUCAAACUUAGGACUUAAUAAAACUAUUUGUAUCUUUUUUCAAAUCCGCUGCUCUAAAUGUGAAACUACAUCUAAAUUAAUCAACAGCUGCAAUCGAUGUACAAUUGAUUAACCAAAAUUUUACAUCAAUAGCCACAGUAACCCCUUCGCUCAAUAAUUGGUUUGUUUGAUACAACACCUUAAUUUUAUCACGAAACAUUAAGUGUCCAAAAAAAAUAAUAAAAUAAAGUGCGAAAUUUUUUUUUUUUUUUUUUUAC